This is a messenger RNA of Metarhizium acridum CQMa 102, 684 nucleotides long. NCBI's taxonomy places the organism in Eukaryota, Fungi, Ascomycota, Sordariomycetes, Hypocreales, Clavicipitaceae. The record is from RefSeq and is a predicted model, not a curated record.
AUGCACGCCCCAAGUGAGAACUACAUGAGUUCUAUCACCAGCAGCAACGCGCACCAGGACGGAACGGGCUAUGGGGCAACCAACACGGCGGUUGGGCUGCUCCUUGUUCUAGGCAGCACUAUCCCCAUGGGCGGUUCACCACUCUUCUUCUCGGGGUUUAUGCUCUUGAUUGUCGUUGCAUGGGCCACGGCUUCCUCUCUUGCCGAGUUGGCCUCAGCGAUGCCACAUCCCGGGGGCCAAUAUAUAUGGGUAAAUCAGCUCGCGCCGCCAAGCAUACGCCGCGGGCUCUCCUACUAUACAGCCAUGAUCAGUUGGUUGGGCGCUGUCGCCUCCGGUGCGUCCGCGUGUCUGUCGGCGUCAGUGAGUAUCUUUGGCGUCAUCAGCUUCCUGAAUCCGGAUUUUGUCUACCGUCGUUGGAUGGGCUUCGUCACUUUCCAAAUUCUGAACCUGGUUACAAUGCUUUGCUCAGUCUUUGAACAAGCGUUGCCGCAAAUUUCCAGAGCGGUCCUAUUCGUCAGCGUUGCAUCAGCUGCCGUGGUAUUUGUCACGCUGUUUGCCGCGUCGCGCCAACACGCAAGCCCGGAGACCUUCUUCACAACCAUAUCCAAUACAAGCGGAUGGCAAGAUGGAAAUGCCUUUUUUGACCAGUCUAAGCGGGAUCAAUUGGAGUCUUUGCUGUCUUGA